GCGCCCAGAGAUGGCAGAUGAAGCUGCGAGGGCUGUGUUUCGUUUUCCUGUCUGAGUGAGCUGUGCUUAUGGAGGGCCCACGUGUCUCAGCCUUCGCUGUGUAUCGAGCGCAGUCCGGGCAGCAGGAAAGCGUUGUGAACAAGAAGAAGAAACAUGCAAUCUCGCAGAAGCACAAACCACUCAAAAAGAAAAGGAAGUUCCUGACAUCUGAAAAGGAAUUUGGCAUGAACAGCAUUCCUUUCCUAGAACAUGCAAACGGGCUUCAAGAAGAUGAUGAAGAAGUCAUAUCCGUGUCCAAUAGCUGCUCAAACAGAAAAACAAAAAGUUCAAACAAAAAACUGGAAAGACACGAUACACCUGCCAAAAAUGAAACCCCUGCCUCACCGGCAAGGAGCAGCAAGCAACAUGUUGGGCCUCCACUUCACAUUGUUUUGCAAGAUCUUGGGAAGAUUCAGAACAGUAAAGAAAGGGCUUUGGCACUUUUUGAGUGGCUGAUUUCACCGGUUAAACCCACGGAUUUUUUCAGGGAUAUUUGGGAGAAAAAGCCUGCUCUGGUUAGACGGCAUAAUAGCAGUUACUUUAAUGGCAUUUUUUCCACUUCGGAAUUUGACAGAAUCCUAAGAGAGGAUAACGUGCAGUUUGGAGUUAACCUUGAUGUCACCAGCUAUACAGAUGGAAAACGAGAAACCCAUAAUCCUCCUGGCCGAGCACUACCCAUGGUUGUGUGGGAUUAUUUCAAGAACGGCUGCUCGCUGAGACUGUUAAAUCCCCAGGCGUUCUCACACACGGUAUGGAGCUUCUUAUCGGUCCUGCAAGACCUUUUUGGAAGCAUGGUUGGGGCAAACACAUACCUGACGCCUGCCGGUACGCAGGGUUUUGCCCCGCAUUAUGAUGACAUUGAAGCCUUUGUGGUUCAGCUGGAAGGAAAGAAGCAUUGGAGAGUCUACAAGCCCAGGCAAAAGUCAGAAUGGCUCCCACAGUUCUCAAGUGCUAAUUUCACUGAUGAGGAUAUCGGGGAGCCCAUUCUGGAAACCAUCCUUGAAGCGGGCGAUCUCCUGUAUUUCCCCAGAGGAUUUAUUCACCAGGGGGACUGUCUACCUGAUGUGCACUCCCUACACGUCACCGUUUCCUCUUAUCAAAGGAAUAGCUGGGUGGACCUCCUGGGGAAGCUCCUGCCGGCAGCUCUGCAAGUUGCGGCUGAGGAAGAUGUGGAAUUCCGUAAGGGGCUCCCGCUGGACUAUAUGGAAUAUAUGGGUGUUCAGAAUGCCGAGCUGGAGGACUCACGCAGACAGACAUUUAUACAGAAAGUUCAAACACUUAUGAAGAAAUUGUCAGAUUAUGCGCCGGUGGACGCAGCAGUAGACCAAAAGGCUAAGGAGUUUCUGCAUGAUUGCCUUCCUCCUGUGCUCACUCCAGCUGAGCGGGCUCACAGUGUGCAUGGAGCGCAUGUGAAGUGGGAAGAUGGAUGUGUUCAAGAUAGCACUUUGGAGAUUGGAAAAGACACUAAAAUAAGGCUUCUGCGAGGUGGCAUUGCAAGGUUGUGUAGUGAAGGAGACUCCUGUCUGUUGUUUUAUUCAACUGAAAACUCCAGAGUGUACCACCAGGAGGAGCCGAAGUUCAUGGAGAUAGAUAUGGAGCAUGUGGAUGCCGUGGAACACCUUCUCCAUUCGUACCCAAAAUACGUAGCUGUGCAAAAUCUUCCCUGUAAGAUGCUGGAUGAUCGGAUCACUGUGGCCGCUCUCCUAUUUGAGAAAGGCUUACUGACUACCAAGGAAAGCUUGAACUCCUCCAAAUAACAUGGAUAAAAAUUACCGUUGGUAUAUCUUGCUUAAUCAGUGCACCAAAUAUCCCGGAGAGUGACUUACUGUCACUCGCUGUUGUAUCUGUGGCCUUUGGACCUUUUGCAAAGUACCUGAAGUAAACGUCUGAAUGAAACUUUCGUAUUCUAGAGACAUUUAUAUAUGUGUGAAUUAAUUUACAGAAUACUUUUUUUGCCAAUUUUUAUUCAAAGGAUCAGUAUUUUUUUUCUGAUGUUUUUACAUGAAAAUAAUCUGAAUACAGACUGUGAUUAAACCCACACAAAUAUUCUUUAAAUAUUUAAAGCUAAACCAUUUAAAUUGGCUUUUUGACAUUUCUCAUGUAUAGCCAUAUUGGUUUGAUGUCUCAUGGAUAAAUAUGUUCAGUUGAUUUAAA
This is a messenger RNA of Spea bombifrons (plains spadefoot toad), 2193 nucleotides long. RefSeq names its product ribosomal oxygenase 1 (gene RIOX1). NCBI's taxonomy places the organism in Eukaryota, Metazoa, Chordata, Amphibia, Anura, Pelobatidae. Gene Ontology annotation, cellular component: nucleolus. The record is from RefSeq and is a predicted model, not a curated record. Bases 69 to 1796 code for a protein of 575 amino acids. The transcript is spliced from 15 exons. Gene Ontology annotation, molecular function: histone H3K36 demethylase activity; histone H3K4 demethylase activity.